Schistocerca nitens (vagrant locust) is the source of this 4063-nucleotide messenger RNA. RefSeq names its product eukaryotic translation initiation factor 2-alpha kinase (gene PEK). Gene Ontology annotation, molecular function: protein binding; protein kinase activity; ATP binding. The record is from RefSeq and is a predicted model, not a curated record. Gene Ontology annotation, biological process: protein phosphorylation. NCBI's taxonomy places the organism in Eukaryota, Metazoa, Arthropoda, Insecta, Orthoptera, Acrididae. Bases 164 to 3109 code for a protein of 981 amino acids. The transcript has 16 exons.
GGUUUGAACACGUCAGACCAUGCAACCACCUACCUGGAGAAUGAACCAAUCGCAAUGCUGUGUUUUGAGUUUCUGUGUUUUGAGUUGUCAGACAAGCGAUGUAGUUCAGUGGAUGUUGUCAGUGAAUUUAUGUGAAUAGUUGGCAUUUGUUAUCGUUAUUCCCAUGGGUUUCCUUUCGAUAGUAAAACGAACUAGCGUUAUAGCAUGCAUCACGUUAUCAUUUAUCGUAGUAGCAGCGGAAGAUGACAGUGUACCGAAGCUUCCUUACUGCAACCCCGAGGACAGUGCAAAAUCUUAUGACAAGUUAGUAUAUGUAAGCACACUAGAUGGCUCGUUAUCAGCCCUUAAUUUGGAAGAUGGCUUUUUGGCCUGGAGCAUUGAAACUGGGCCUGGACCAAUGCUUUCUUCUAGCAUCCAUAGACGAGAGCUAUCAAAUAAUGGACACUGGGUGAGAAUGAUUCCAUCGUUAAGUGGUGGUCUGUAUAAAUUUAAUGGUGAAAGUAUUGAAGCAGUACCGAUAACAGCUGACAACUUGCUCCAAUCUUCUUCAUUCAUUUUUUCAGAUGAUCUGCUAAUUGCAGGUGGAAAGGAAAGCAGAACAUACGGUGUUGAAGUGAAAACCGGGAAGCUGUUGUAUGAGUGUUCAAUGAAAGGAUGCACAAAUUAUACUAAGGAGAACUCUUACAGCCAAGAUGUUAUUGUUGUACAACGUCAGACACAGACGGUCAGGGCUGUGGAAGCUCGCUCGGGUGAGGAGCGUUGGAAUUUUAGUGUUGGUCAGCAUGACAUAAAAUACAUGAGAGAAAAUGGUGGUGAUUGUGGAGGUGCUGCUAGUGUUGACGUCACACUGCCUUUUGAACUAAAGAUCAUUGUACCAAGUGGUUUCAUAUGUGCUGUGAGCAAAGAAAAACCAGAGAAAAUUAUUUGGAAACAUAAGUUUGAUUCACCAAUUGUUACUGCAUGGCUUAUGAGAGAUGGGAAAGCAGAAACACUAGAUCUUUUCAGUGGAAGUCAAUGGUCGUCGCCGUAUCGAGAUUCUGGUGGAGUAGUGUCACCUUCAUUGUAUCUUGGAAUGCACAAAAUGCAGCUUUAUGUGCAGGAGAGUGUGACAGUCCAAAAGAAAUACGGUGAGAUUGGAAAUUUCAUUGCUGUGGACUCAGACUAUCCCCGUAUCCCAUGGAAUCCUAUACCAGCCACUGGAGCCCUUUUAGGUGUAGAAGAUUCACAUUCAAAAGAGGAAACUGCUUUACAGCCACUAGAUGCUUCUGCCACAGCUCUUUCAGUGCUGUAUGGUACAGAAUAUGUCAAUGGAAAUGGCUAUUACCUGUUCUCUGAGGAAGAGACAAAGAGGACUCAGAGUAUGCAAUGCAGUAUGUCUGGGAAAGAUAACAGCACAAUUGUUGCCAAGGACAUUGAAGUUGAUGAAGAAACUCCUGUGCAAGUUAUUAUAGUUUCUCUUUGGUAUUGGUGGAAAGAAGUUACCAUAAUCAGCAUAUCGACUGCAGUGUUGCUGAAUCUACUAACACAGAGGUUUCGGAGCAUAUUAAAGAAAACGGCGGCAUGUGCACAAGUUUCCAACCAGGCACAAACAGUUUUGGAAAAGCCUUCAGAACAACAUGAUUCUGGAGUAGAUGUGCGGCUGGCACCACGAAGUUACUCGGAGCCGGGUUUGCUGUUGAAUGAAUCUCAUGGUUUUGUCUCACGUUACCUUACAGACUUUGAGCCAAUACAGUGUCUAGGAAGAGGUGGCUUUGGAGUGGUUUUUGAAGCUAAGAAUAAGAUAGACGACUGCCGAUAUGCUAUAAAGCGGAUAACACUUCCAGAUAACCACGAGUCACGGGAACGUGUGAUGCGCGAAGUGAAGGCACUUGCAAAACUUGACCACCAUCACAUUGUUCGAUAUUUUAAUGCCUGGGUUGAGUGUCCCCCACCAGGCUGGCAGCAGCAACAUGACAGUGUAUUUGUUAAACCUCUUUUACAAGAUGCUACAUCUAUUGACCUUUCUCAGCUGAGCAAAGAUUUACACUCUACCUCAGAGUAUGCACGACUGUAUGGGCUACCCACGAAGACAAUGAAGACAGGUGCUCAAGAUAGCCGUUGGACGGCAUCUGAGACUACCACCAAAGGUGCCAAUAUUUGCAGAUCAGCAAGUGACGAAGAUGAUUCAUUCAUUGUAUUUGAGGAUUCGAAGGAAAAACAGAAUGCAGAUGAGUUAUUAACUUCAUUUGACAAUGAAAUUAGUGAACAGGGACAAGGUGACAGCAUUAUCUCUGUAGGCUCAGACUAUGAUAGUAGUCAGACGAGCUGUGAUGUGACCUCAAGAAGACCAGCAUCACUAAACAUACGUGGAGAUGGUAGUAUCAUGGCCAGUCCAUCAACAUCUGUGUUCCUAUACAUCCAAAUGCAACUAUGCCACCGUGAAAGCCUAAGGGAAUGGUUAUGUGAUAAUGUGUCCUCUAGAGAUCAGCAUAAAGUUCUUGUAAUGUUUGAACAGAUUGUGCAGGCAGUGGAAUAUGUUCACCUCCAAGGCCUUAUACACAGGGAUCUAAAGCCUUCCAACAUAUUCUUUUCAUUGAACGGCCAAAUUAAGGUUGGAGACUUUGGUCUUGUUACUGCAAUGGUAGAGAAUGUUACGGAGAAAAAAACGUUCCAUGACACCAUUCAACAAUCAUAUGAAAGAAUGCAUGAGAAGCACACUGCACAAGUCGGAACAGAGACAUAUAUGAGCCCAGAGCAGCUGAAUGGCCUCCCAUAUGAUUACAAGGUAGAUAUAUACUCCUUGGGUCUGAUAUUUUUUGAACUUCUGGUGCCAUUUGCAACACAGAUGGAAAGGCACAGGACAUUGAUGAAUUUGCGUGAAAAUAAAUUUCCAACUGACUUCCAGAAGAAAUUUCAAGAUGAGUACAUGCUGUUACAACUUAUGUUAUCCCACAUACCUGAAGAGCGACCAACAACAUUUGGAAUAAGGGCUCGACCACCGCUUGACAAGUUCUCAGAAGGAAGAUGGCCAGCUAGUGGAGAUGAUGCCUUACAUUUCAGUUUACCUUCUCGGAUGAAAACUAAAUCAUUUUCUAAUAGUUCCAGUGUGGAGUCGUGGGAUGUUACCUAGUACUGUAGUUGUGCGUGGUCUGAAAAACUGUUAUUACGACUUCCUUAUUUAAAUGUUCUGCAAGUACUAGAUAAGCAAAACUGCUGUAAAUAGUGUAUAUAUACUUUUUGUAUAUAUUUUUGUAGGAAAAUAGCUGCCCAAGAUUUUAGAAACUAUUUUACACAGAGAAAUUGUGCAAGGUUGCAUGAGUGACAGUACGAGAAAUCUACUAAGUGCUAAAUCCUCACGAGGAAAUCGGAGAACUUUGCAUUGCAUAACCAAGUCAUAAUGUGCCUUCCCUCACUGUCAACAUUAUGAGAACAGUCUCAAAUGAUAUGGGCUAUGUCACAUUCGAUAAACAAGACUGUUUAGUUGUAUUCAGCUGGUCUGAGUUGUUUUACAUUCCAUUGUCAUUAAGUGCCAAAACAGCACUGCAGUUUGUGCAUCAGUAUUGUUGUGUAUUACUUUUUGUUUAAUACUUACAGUUUUUGUAUUUGUGUGUGCAGCUGAGAAGCAGCAUCCUUUUCACUUAAAAUUCGUCUGCCAUGCUCCUAUAGGACAGAUAGAUACCACCAAAUACAACUGGUAGUUGUUUUGAGGGAAAAGUAAUGCGUUCUAAAGCCAUCAGAUCAUUCUUGUCUAAGAUUUUGCUAAUUGCAAAAAGAGUGUGAGUGCCUCUUUUGCUCACUAUCUUACCGCCUUCAGAACAGUUGGAUAACAUAAAAGUUGAUUUUCACAGUUACCUAUCUUCUGUUUUUCCAUGCUUCGUUGAAUGUUAUUUCGUAUGGUUGCUAUAAUUUUAAUUUGGUAAAAGCAAACAGUCACAAUAAAUUAGAUCUUUUAGUACUUAAUAGCUGGAUUUGCUUCAGCAACAGCAAGCUUUAAGAACAAGUCAUUUCACUUAAACUAUCCUCUGACUGACACACACAUUGGUUUGUUCAAAAACAUAUUUUUUUUUUUUUUUUUAAUGAGUAA